Molecule: messenger RNA, 2081 nt
Organism: Neofelis nebulosa (Clouded leopard)
Lineage: Eukaryota; Metazoa; Chordata; Mammalia; Carnivora; Felidae
Gene: NR2E3
Product: nuclear receptor subfamily 2 group E member 3
Exons: 8
Coding region: 254-1489 (411 amino acids)
Biological process (GO): cell differentiation; negative regulation of transcription by RNA polymerase II; anatomical structure development
Molecular function (GO): RNA polymerase II cis-regulatory region sequence-specific DNA binding; nuclear receptor activity; zinc ion binding
Source: RefSeq, a predicted model, not a curated record
GCUGUGAGGGGAAGUUGGGGCAGCUCCUGAGUUCAGACCAACAGACAGAACAGAGAGGAAAGACUCAGGAGGGAGACAAAGACAGAGGGAGACCACCAGGGCCAGGGAGACAGAGAAGUCGAAAUAGAAGAGGGACGGGGGCACCAAGAGAGGGACAGAGGUGGAAAGAGGGGGAGCACGGCUGCGCCCCCUCAGGAGGCCUCCCUCAGGCAGGAAGCGGGGGACCCGCUAGCACUAGGCCCACUGCCUGCGGAUGAGCGCCAACAUGGCUGCAGCUGUGCCAGCCACUGCAGCUGCUUCCCGGAAGGAGUCUCCAGGCACAUGGGGCCUGGGAGAGGAGCCAGCAGGUGUGGGCCCCUCGCUCCAGUGUCGCGUGUGUGGUGACAGCAGCAGCGGGAAGCACUAUGGCAUCUAUGCCUGCAACGGCUGCAGUGGCUUCUUCAAGAGGAGCGUGAGGCGGAGGCUCAUCUACCGGUGCCAGGUGGGGGCAGGGACGUGCCCGGUGGACAAGGCCCACCGGAACCAGUGCCAGGCCUGCCGGCUGAAGAAGUGCUUGCAGGAGGGCAUGAACCAGGAUGCUGUGCAGAAUGAACGCCAGCCGCGAAGCACAGCCCAGGUCCGGCUGGCCAGCAUGGAGUUAGAUCCGGAGCGCCGGCUGGAGCCCCUGGGGGCCCCCCUGGCCCCGGCAGGGCCCAGUCCACGGGGCCCCACGCCUGUUUCUGCAGCCAGAGCCCUGGGGCCCAGGGCCCUCACACCUCCAGGUCACCACCACUUCAUGGCCAGCCUUAUAACGGCCGAAACGUGUGCUAAGCUGGAGCCAGAGGACGCCGAUGAGAAUAUUGAUGUCACCAGCAAUGAUCCCGAGUUUCCCUCAUCCCCAUACUCCUCCUCAUCCCCGUGUGGCCUGGACAGCAUCCAUGAGACAUCGGCUCGCCUUCUCUUUAUGGCUGUCAAGUGGGCCAAGAACCUGCCCGUGUUCUCCAACCUGCCCUUCCGGGAUCAGGUGAUCCUGCUGGAAGAGGCAUGGAGUGAACUCUUCCUCCUCGGAGCCAUACAGUGGUCCCUGCCUCUGGACAGCUGCCCGCUGCUGGCCGCACCUGAGGCCUCCGCUGCCGGCAGCUCCCAGGGCCGCUUGGCACUGGCCAGCGCGGAGAGCCGCGUGCUGCAAGAAACCAUCUCGCGCUUCCGAGCGCUGGCGGUGGACCCCACGGAGUUCGCCUGCAUGAAGGCCCUGGUCCUCUUCAAACCAGAAACUCGAGGCCUGAAAGAUCCUGAGCACGUGGAGGCCUUGCAGGACCAGUCCCAGGUGAUGUUGAGCCAGCACAGCAAGGCGCACCACCCCAGCCAGCCUGUGAGGUUUGGGAAAUUGCUCCUGCUCCUCCCAUCCUUGAGGUUUAUCACUUCUGAACGGGUUGAGCUCCUCUUUUUCCGCAAGACCAUAGGGAAUACUCCAAUGGAGAAGCUCCUCUGUGAUAUGUUCAAAAACUGAGAGACAUGGAACUACCAUGGGCACUGCUACUUUGGAAAACAAUCUACCAAAGCCAAACAUUUGCCCUGUGACUCGGCAAUUCCACCUGUAGAUACACACGUACCAGGCAGAAAUGUCCACUAAAAGAGAUUAUAAGAAUAUUCAUAGCAGCUUUAUUCCUAAUAGCCCCAAACUGUAUUUUGGCAAUAGGAUGGAUUAAUAAAUCGUGAUCUAUUCAUUUAAUGGAAAACAGCAAUAAAGAAGAGUGAACUACCAACACAUGUGACAACAUGGAUGAAUUUCACAGACAUAAAAGUGGAACCGAAGAAUCCUUCCAGGCACAGGUUCUGCUUAUACAAAGUUCAAGAAUGGGCAAGACUAACGGAUGGUGACAGAAGCUGGAAUAGUACUUACCUCAGGGGGAGGGAGGUGGGUGGCUGGGAAAGGACCCAGGGGAGCCUUUUGGCAUGCUAGAAAUGGUUUUUAUUUUGACCCAGGUGGUGGUUUCACAAAUCUACUAAUUCAUAAAAAUUAAUUGAGCCAUGCACUUAAGAUUUGUGUACUUUACUGUAUUAUGUUAAAUCUCAGUAAAAAAGUGAACAAAAAAAAGAAA